This is a messenger RNA of Anguilla anguilla (European eel), 1493 nucleotides long. RefSeq names its product crystallin, zeta (quinone reductase)-like 1 (gene cryzl1). NCBI's taxonomy places the organism in Eukaryota, Metazoa, Chordata, Actinopteri, Anguilliformes, Anguillidae. The coding region runs from base 201 to 1259 and encodes 352 amino acids. The transcript has 14 exons. Gene Ontology annotation, molecular function: oxidoreductase activity. The record is from RefSeq and is a predicted model, not a curated record.
CGAGUUUAAGCAGAAAACUCGUGGUUGAUUUUUUCCGCAGUUAAGUUUGUCCAAUGAAGUAAUGCGUACCGGUACGCUGUUUACGGUUGUAAAUAAGAUCUGCGGCAGGCAGCGAAAGCGGGACGUUUCAUUGUAACAACAGGAGUGUCGGUUUUGGAGCAACUGACCGCAAGAAAGAACAUCCAGGGUCUGCUCGCAAUAUGAAGGGGUUGUACUGUAAAUCGAGUGGAAGCUCAGAUGUCAGAUUUUUCAUCCAAGAAACGGACCUCCCAGGCACACUAGGAAACUACCAGGUCAAAGUUCAAGUGAAGGCCUGUGCCCUGAGUCCAUUGGACGUCAAGCUCCUGGAAGACCUGCAGCUCCAGAAAGACCUGGUUCCUGUGGCGAGGGAGAUUGCUGGCAUCGUGCUGCAAGUUGGGCCCAAGGUGACAUUUUUUCAGCCUGAUGACGAAGUUGUGGGAGUACUCCCCCUCGCUGCAGAGGUGUCUGGUCUGUGUGACGUCAUCCUGAUUGAUGAGCAUUACCUGGUGCGGAAGCCAGAGAAAGUGAGCUGGGUGGAGGCAGCGGGUUCGAUACAGGAUGGAGUCCGCGCGUACACAGCACUACACACCCUCGCCCGCAUGGCUGCCGGGCACACCUUGCUUCUGCUGGAUGGAGCCAGUCCUUUUGGAGUGCUCGCCAUCCAGUUGGCUCACUAUCAUGGGGUGAAGGUGCUGGCCUGUGCCCUUUCCCACGAGGACCAGCUGUUCCUGGAGCAGCUCCGCCCGCACGUGGGUGUCCAGGAGUCUGUGGUGGCGCGGGUAAUCAGCCUAUCAGACGGAAAGGUGGACCUGGUGGAGUCAUGUCUGGAGGAGACGGGUGGCCUGGGUGUGGACAUCGUGGUUGAUUCUGGAGUGAGGCUUUACGACGAAGAGCCCGACCACCGACGCCUGCUCCCACACAAGCAUGACAUCAUCACACUGCUGGGGGUCGGAGGUCACUGGAUCACCUCAGAGGAAAACCUGCAGCUGGAUCCCCCAGACAGCCGCAGUCUCUUUCUGAAAGGAGCCUCCCUGUCCUUCCUAAAUGAAGAGGUGUGGGGUGCAUCCCGAGCCUGUCAAGGGAGAUACCUCCACAUAAUGAAAGAUGUGGUUGAGAAGCUCUCCAGUGGAACUCUGAGACCACAGCUUGAGGACCCUGUGCCUUUUCACAAAGCCACCGUUUCCAUGGAGAUGGUGCAGCAGAAGAAAGUCAGAAAGAAGGUGGUGAUUCAGCUUUGAGGAGGACCAGCCUUUCCAGCAUUCCACAGUAGCCCGGCAGUGAACCAGAUCACAUGCACCAAGUCGUCAUCUUGUCUGUCCAUGUAGCUACAUUUCUGGCCAUCAUUUUGUGUUGUUUUUUUGUGUAUGAACCAUUCACACUUUACAGCUUUCACCUGUUCCUGGUAUUAAGACAAUGCUACAAGUCAAAGUGUUAGAUGGUAUAUUGUUGUAUAUAAAUACUCUGAAAUGUUU